AACAACCAACAACGGAUGUCAAAAAUGUCAAAGAUUUGAAUCGUGACCUUGACCAGUCAAAACAAAACAAGCAACGGCUACAAUUUAUUCAAUUUAUUUACGUAAAUUCUAUCUAUAUUUAUUUUUAAAUGUUUAUUUCUAUUUAUGAAAAGAAAAUAUAUAAUUUCCGAUAACAAAAUCAAUAUUUAAAUGAGUUUAUAUCAAUUAAAUUAAUAUUUUUUAAAUAUUUGAGGCUUACUGGCAACAUUGUACUUUUGACAGCACGUUUUUAAUCUGACAGUUUAGAAAACAUUUCCAAAAGUAAAAUUUCUAGAUGCAAGUUUUAAAAAUUAAAUAACACUAUGGCACUAUGUCGUUCAUUAAAUUUGCAUCAUGCGUGCCAAAGUGUCAGAGGUUAUGUAUUACUGAAGGCCCCUCAACCAAUUCACUUAUUUUCAAAGCAAAGCAGAGCAUUCAAACGUGUAAAAUGGCAGGAAACGAAACAUGAAUUUGACCCGAGCACGCCUUUUGGGCAGACUCCGGUUGACGUAGGCAAACUAUCAUUAGGUUCAUUAUGGAAGCCACUAGGAUUCACUAUAGGUUUUACAGGAGCAUGUUAUGCUGGAGCAGUUAUAUGGCAGUAUGAAAAUAUGCGGCAUAACGCGUUGCGGAUAUUUAGACGUCCAGGUUUUAUGCAGAAACAGGGUACUCUGAGACGAGAUUUCAAUAAAUGGUGGAAUUCCCUAUCAUCUGGUGAGAAGAUAUUUGUGCCGAUAUGUGCAUUAAAUGUAUUAGUCUUUGCUGCCUGGCGUGUACCGCGCCUUCAGCCCACAAUGUUGCGGUAUUUCUGCUCUAAUCCAGGCAGUACCAAUGUCUGCCUGCCAAUGUUGUUGUCAACAUUCAGUCACUACUCACUGUUUCACUUGUUGGCAAAUAUGUAUGUCCUGCAUAGUUUUAGUACAGGUGCUGUGGCUUCAUUAGGAAAAGAACAGUUUUUGGGCCUGUAUCUUAGCGCUGGUGUGAUAUCUAGUUUUACGAGCUAUGUUUUCAAAACUGUGACGCGACAACCCGGACUUUCUCUGGGCGCAUCUGGUGCAAUAAUGGCAAUUCUCGGUUAUGUGUGUACACAAUAUCCAGAUACAAGAUUAGGAAUUAUAUUAUUGCUUUUGACAUUUUCUGCAAGUUCAGCAAUUAAAGUAAUUGUGGGCCUGGACGUGGCCGGUGUCAUGAUGGGUUGGAAACUAUUUGAUCAUGCAGCACAUUUAGGUGGCGCUUUUACUGGCAUUGCUUGGGCUUACUGGGGACAAGAACACGUCUGGCAGAAACGUGACCCUCUCCUACAAUACUGGCACGACUUACGCGGCGCCAUUAAAUAAAAUUCUUGUAAAUCAAGUACAAAACAUGAAAUUUAUAAAUUUGUACGAUGUACAUCAGCUAUAUUUAGCUUGAUCAGGGGUUAUUUAUUAAUUUUAUUAAAUAAUAUAUCAAAUAUCA
This is a messenger RNA of Dalotia coriaria, 1473 nucleotides long. RefSeq names its product rhomboid family intramembrane serine protease rho-7 (gene rho-7). Gene Ontology annotation, molecular function: serine-type endopeptidase activity. The record is from RefSeq and is a predicted model, not a curated record. NCBI's taxonomy places the organism in Eukaryota, Metazoa, Arthropoda, Insecta, Coleoptera, Staphylinidae. Gene Ontology annotation, cellular component: membrane.